Messenger RNA from Lodderomyces margitis, 534 nucleotides. It is a transcript of the gene KIP4, whose product is annotated as Kip4p. The coding region runs from base 1 to 534 and encodes 177 amino acids. The record is from RefSeq and is a predicted model, not a curated record. Lineage: Eukaryota; Fungi; Ascomycota; Pichiomycetes; Serinales; Debaryomycetaceae. The transcript has a single exon.
AUGUCAACAGCCAUUCCAUCUAUAGCUGCAAAAGUGAAUGAAUCUCAACUAAAUGAAGAUAUUCGAAGACGGGAUCAAAAGAUCGACGAGUUGGAAAGCGUAAUUCUACAAUUAAAGAUGCAACAGUUGAAAAAUGACCAUGAGGAAGAUAAAAAGUUAUUCACGUUGGAGAACACCUUACAUAAUAUCAACAACAAGUUGAACGAAGUCGAAGUAAUUAACGUUGACUUACGCAACCAAUUAUCUCUUUCUCAAAAUAUUAUCGAGAAAAAGAAUGAAGAGAUAAAAAAGUUGAAAUCGGCACUCAAAGAGCAACAAAUAGGAAUCUCAAGAGAAACAUUGAUUUUUCAGCACAAGUUGGAUGAUCUUCAAAUGCAGAUAAAUCAGGUUAGUGAAACUAGAGCAAACUCGAGAGCGAAAAUACAGAGUAUCAAUUACGAUCUAAAGAGAGAUGUAUCUCGUGGAGAGGCAGAAAAUGAAACCACAGAUAAACUGCAAAACACGGACCUAGGAAACAAAGAAGCCAGUAUUUAA